This is a messenger RNA of Mus caroli (Ryukyu mouse), 6352 nucleotides long. Lineage: Eukaryota; Metazoa; Chordata; Mammalia; Rodentia; Muridae. The record is from RefSeq and is a predicted model, not a curated record.
CCGGCGGCCUCCGCGUCACCCGGGCCCGCGGUGGCCACAACAUGGCUGCGGCGCCGGGGCUGCUCUUCUGGCUGUUCGUGCUGGGGGCGCUCUGGUGGGUCCCGGGCCAGUCGGAUCGCAGCCACGGACGGCGCUUCUCGGACCUCAAAGUGUGCGGGGACGAAGAGUGCAGCAUGUUAAUGUACCGUGGGAAAGCUCUUGAAGACUUCACGGGCCCUGAUUGUCGUUUUGUGAAUUUUAAAAAAGGUGACGACGUAUAUGUCUACUACAAACUGGCAGGGGGAUCCCUUGAACUUUGGGCUGGAAGUGUUGAACACAGUUUUGGAUAUUUUCCAAAAGAUUUGAUCAAGGUAAUUCAAAAAUACACGGAAGAAGAGCGACACAUCCCAGCAGAUGAGACAGACUUUGUCUGCUUUGAAGGAGGAAGAGAUGAUUUUAGUAGUUAUGAUGUAGAAGAGCUUUUAGGAUCUUUGGAACUGGAGGACUCUGUACCUGAAGAGUCAAAGAAAGCUGAAGAAGUUUCUCAGCACAGAGAGAAAUCUCCUGAGGAGUCUCGGGGGCGUGAACUUGACCCUGUGCCUGAGCCUGAGGCAUUCAGAGCUGAUUCAGAGGAUGGAGAAGGUGCUUUCUCAGAGAGCACUGAGGAACUUCAGGGACAGCCCUCAGCUCAGGAGAGCCACCCUCAUGCCAACAGUCCUGCGGCUAAUGCUCAGGGAAUGCAGUCUUCAUCGGACACUUUUGAAGAAAUUCUGCACGAUAAAUUAAAAGUGCCGGGAAGCGAAAACAGAACUGGCAAUAGUUCUCCUGCCUCGGUGGAGCGGGAGAAGACAGAUGCUUACAAAGUCCUGAAAACAGAAAUGAGUCUUGACCUGAAAACCAAGUUUGGCUCAACUGCCGAUGCCCUUGUGUCUGACGACGAGGCAACCAGACUGGUCACUUCAUUAGAAGAUGGCUUCGAUGAAGCGCUGGAUGCUGAGUAUUACCCAAUGGAGGAGGAGGAGGAGGAAGAGGAGGAGGAGGAUGCAGACAGCUCUGACGAGCUACCAUUACUCACCUUCUCAGACAAAGAUGAGAAAGCCCCUGGGAAGCCCAUGAUAGAAAAAUAUUUAACAGAGAAGGAUCCGAACUUGAGUGAAGAGGAUAAAGUUGAACCCCCUACCUGGGGGGAUGCUUUCUUUUCUAUUGUCACAGGAGGUGAAGGGAAAACAGGUGUGGUGGAUUUAGAAAGAUCUAUCGAGGAGGAGGAGGAGGAUGUGUCAGUUUCACCUAGCCAUCAGAGGAAGCCACAGCCAGCAGCUGGCUAUACAGACGUCGAGGAUGAAGGUGAUGAUCUUUUUGUAGAAGAGCCCAAAACAAAUGAUGUAAAGGGCUCAGAAACAGACCCAGAACUUGUCAGUACAGGAGAAGAAAAGGACAUCCAGGAAUCCAGGAAAGGCCUGUUACAGCCUGAGUCAGAAUCAGAGGAUGCCAAGUCAGAAACGGCUAGUGCUUAUCGUCUUCAAAGUAGUAAGCUCAACCCUCUGCCAGCUGCUGAAAAGGGCAGAGACUUUACACUAAAAGCCGUCUUUGAAAAAAAAGAAAAUGGCCUAAAAGAACCAGUUAUCCAUAUCUCAAAGGAAACACUACCUGAAGACAAGACCAGAGAGAUCCAGAGAGACAGCUUGGAGAGUGAAUUAGUACACAGAACUUUGGGGAGUUCAGUGACAGAAAAUAACAAGCCCAAAUCCUUGGGUGUUGCGCCACUCUUGGGAAAUAACAAACCCGAUGCAUCCAAAGACAGUACAGAGGUCCCAGACGGUUCCAUCAGUGGACCAAAAGCAGGCCAGCAGGAGGGAUUUCUAGAACCAGGUCUUAAAACUCAGCAUCAACCUAGAUUCUCCCCUCCAGAGGAAACUGGUCUCUCAAGAGAACUGGGGGGAAAAGUUCCUAUUUCGGGAAGAAAUCUUUCUUGGCAGCAAGAGCGAGACGUAGCUGCUGUAGUCAGUAAGCAUGCGAAUGAGAAGACAGGGUUUCCGGAGGAAGAGAGCAGGGAAGACGGGACAGAUGCGGAGCAAGCCAGGGCCAUACGAAGGCCACAGGAGGCUGAGAGCCCGGAAGUGCUGAGUGUCCAACCUGGAAGGCCAGACGCGGAGGAGGAGGAUGAGGACGACAACUAUCCCUCCGAGGGGCUGAUGGAGGAUGAAAAUGCUGUGAGCGCACAGCAGUCUAGAGAAAACUCCCCCAGCGCUCGCGACGGGAGGUCAGAUAUGAAUUCUCAAGUUUUCGAAAAAGUAAUUUUGGGGACCCUUAAUCUUAACACUGAAAAAAACAAACAACCAGCUAAUAUGAUUUUGGAGACUGGACAAAAGAGUGAAACCACAUCCGAAGAGGCAGGUGACGUGGGCAAGGAGUCAGGUCACAGUGUGGUGGUGGACAGUGAAGAAAGCCAUCUGGCAGAUGUGAGAGCCCAGAGACCCUCUCAAGUCCACAGCCUUCGUGACGAGACAGCAGCUCAGACUGCCGGCUCCGGGGAAGUUGUUCUGAGUAAAAAUCCUAAUGACCUACAAAAAGACAACCCAGAGGAAGAAAAACUGGUCAACACCUUGGGACUUGAAGACCCUGGGGUAGGAGAAAUCUCAGAAGGGGAGCCGGAAGAUACCAAGGAGUUUGGAGUCUCAGAAAGCCAGGGGACUGAUGCUGAAGACCUUAGGGAUGACCCAUCCCGGCAAGCUACACCGGAAAUUCCUGACAUAGUGCUCAAGAGUAUAAGGGAAGACUUGCCUAUCAUAAACAGCUUCUUCAAGGACGACCAACAGUCCCUGCAUCGUUUCCUGAAGUACUUCGAUGUUCGUGAGCUGGAGGGCUUGCUUGAAGACAUGUCGAUAAGGCUGAGAUCAGCGCACCAGAACAGCCUGCCAUACAACAUGGAGAAAGUCCUAGAUAAAGUUUUCCGUGCUUCUGAGUCACGAAUUCUAAGUUUGGCGGAGAAAAUGCUUGAUACAGGAGUGGCCAAAAAUAGGGACCUGGGCUCCAAAGAGAGCAGUCCGUUGGAAGAAGCCGAGGUGUUGGAUGACAUACAAGACCUGAUCUAUUUUGUCAGGUACCAAUACUCUGGAGUGGAGACUGCCCCAUUAGUCACACCUCCACCUCCGGAGGAAGACUGGGCCAAACCAGAAGAAGAGAGACAGUCACCCCAGCAAGACAGCUUACCACAAGAAAACACAGGAGACCUCAGUGUGCAGCUGCAGGACUCUGAGCUCUUGGAUCAACCUGUGACCAGUGUGCAGCCUCCAGAAGAGCCUGAGCUCUCGGAUCAACCUGUGACCAGUGUGCAGCCUUCAGAAGAGCCUGAGCUCUUGGAUCAACCUGUGACUGGGUACACAAGUACCUCAGAGGUAUCACAGAAGCCAGAUACCAAGAAAGACAUAGAUCUAGGUCCUGUAAUGGAAGGUGGUCCUGUUGGGGCUGGAGAUGUACAGAAGCAACUAGAGACAAGUGCAGAGGAGCCAGCAGCUGUCCCACCUCUGGAAAGUGCAUUUGAUUCCCUGUAUGCCUUCAUCCUUUAUUUAAGUAAGAUGCUCCUUGCCACGUUGCCUGACAAUGUUCAGCCUGGCCCUGACUUUUACGGACUGCCCUGGCAGCCUGUGAUCAUUACUGCAGUCUUGGGAAUUGUUUCAUUUGCAAUUUUCUCCUGGAGAACUAUUCUUGUUGUAAAGAGUAGAGUAUAUCAAGUUACUGAGAAACAAAUUUCUGAAAAGUUGGAGAAUAUCAAGAAAGAAAAUGCAGAACUUAUGCAAAAAUUGUCAAGUUAUGAACAAAAGAUCAAGGAGUCAAAGAAGUAUGUUCAAGAAACCAAGAAACAAAACAUGAUUCUCUCUGAUGAAGCUGUUAAAUAUAAGGAUAAAAUCAAGAUCCUUGAAGAAACUAAUGUAAGUUUGGGUGACAAAGCCAAAAGCCUUCGUCUUCAGUUAGAGUCUGAGAGGGAGCAGAAUGUCAAGAACCAGGACCUGAUACUGGAAAACAAGAAAUCUAUUGAGAAGUUGAAGGAUGUCAUUUCAAUGAAUGCAUCAGAACUUUCAGAGGUUCAAGUUGCCCUUAAUGAAGCCAAGCUCAGUGAAGAGAAUGUAAAAUCUGAGUGUCAUCGGGUUCAAGAAGAAAAUGCCAGGCUUAAGAAGAAGAAAGAGCAGUUGCAGCAGCAGGUAGAAGAGUGGAGUAAAUCGCAUGCCGAGCUCACUGAACAGAUCAAGUCAUUUGAGAAGUCCCAGGAAGACUUGGAAGUAGCUCUGACUCACAAAGACGACAAUAUUAGUGCUUUGACUAAUUGCAUCACACAGCUGAAUCGGUUAGAAUGUGAACUUGAAUCUGAGGAUCCAGAUAAAGGAGGAAAUGAGUCAGAUGAUCUGGCCAAUGGAGAAACGGGAGGUGACCGGAGUGAGAAGAUAAAAAAUAGAAUUAAGCAGAUGAUGGACGUCUCUCGGACACAAACUGCAGUCUCAAUAGUUGAAGAGGAUCUAAAACUUUUACAGCUUAAGCUAAGAGCAUCGAUGUCCACUAAAUGUAACCUGGAAGACCAAAUCAAGAAAUUAGAAGAUGACCGCAGCUCGCUGCAGACUGCUAAAGCUGGGUUGGAAGACGAGUGCAAAACUCUGAGGCAGAAAGUGGAGAUCCUGAAUGAGCUGUACCAGCAGAAGGAGAUGGCACUGCAGAAGAAACUGAGUCAAGAAGAGUAUGAGCGGCAAGACAGAGAGCAGAGGCUCACGGCGGCUGAUGAGAAGGUGGUUCUGGCUGCAGAGGAAGUAAAAACGUACAAGAACAGUGACUGUGUAAUUGGUGUGUUGUCUUUUCAGAUUGCUGCUCAUGAGAAGAAAGCUCAUGAUAAUUGGCUCAAAGCUCGUGCUGCAGAGAGAGCCAUGGCAGAGGAGAAGAGAGAAGCUGCUAACUUAAGGCAUAAAUUACUGGAAAUGACUCAAAAGAUGGCAAUGAGGCAAGAUGAACCUGUGAUUGUAAAGCCAAUGCCAGGAAGACCGAACACACAAAACCCUCCCCGGCGAGGUCUGCUGAGCCAGAAUGGCUCUUUUGGCCCAUCCCCUGUGAGUGGUGGGGAAUGCUCCCCUCCCCUACCAGCAGAGCCGCCUGGGAGACCUCUCUCUGCCACACUCAGUCGAAGAGACACUCCUAGAAGUGAAUUUGGGUCACUGGACAGGCAUUUACCUCGCCCUCGAUGGCCAUCAGAGGCAUCUGGCAAACACUCUGCUUCUGACCCGGGUCCCGCUCCUGUGGUGAACAGCAGCUCCAGGAGCUCUUCUCCCGCUAAGGCCGUGGAUGAGGGCAAGCAAACUGUUCCUCAAGAGCCCGAAGGCCCCUCAGUUUCCAGCAUGGCCCCUUUAGCUGGGCAUCCAGUAGCAGUUAAUAUGGCUCCCAAAGGGCCGCCUCCAUUUCCAGGGGUGCCUCUCAUGGGAGGCCCAGUGCCACCACCCAUACGAUAUGGACCACCUCCCCAGCUAUGUGGUGGGCCUUUUGGGCCUCGCCCACUUCCUCCACCAUUUGUUCCAGGCAUGCAUCCACCACUAGGCGUAAGAGAAUAUGCUCCAGGUGUUCUGCCUGGGAAACGGGACCUGCCUCUUGAUCCACGGGAAUUUUUACCAGGACAUACACCAUUUAGACCUCCAGGUCCACUUGGUCCAAGAGAGUUCUUUAUUCCUGGUACCCGAUUACCACCUCCAACCCAUGGUCCUCAGGAGUACCCACCACCACCUGCUGUAAGAGACUCACUGCCUUCAGGCCCGAGAGAGGAAGCCCAACCUGCCUCUCCAAGCAGUGUCCAGGACCGCUCACAGGCUUCAAAGCCCACCCCCUGACUUUGACCUCUAUCGCUGAGUCAGAGAGGAAGUGGACAGUGCAUUAUUCAUUACAGCAAAGGAUUUCGUUGGCAUCAAAAUCUAAAAGUUUGUUUUACAAAGAUUGUUUUUAGUACUAAGCUGCCUUGGCAGUUUGCAUUUUUGAGCCAAACAAAAAUAUAUUAUUUUCCCUUCUAAGUAAAAAAAAAAAAAAUCACCUCUUAAGCUAGAAUAUCCUUCAAACUUUGAAAUGUGCAAUAAAGAAUACCUGUGUUUAGUUCAUGUAGCAUAUGUAAUGAUUGCUAAAUGAUUGAGAAUAUCGAGUAUGAACAUUUCCUGUGGAAAUGCUUUAAGAACACGUAUUUCCAUGGCCUUGGUUUAGUGUAUGCCAGCUGAUUUGAGCAAGGUGUUUACAGCUCCAUUUGUGUCUCAAAGACUGUUACACUAAAAAGAAAAGUUUACUCAAGGAUCAUAACCUGUCCCCUGUUGCUAAAGUUCUUUGUAGUAAUAGUUCAUAAACUUGGUUUAUUACUAUU